GAUUACAUCGGACUUUAGUUGUGGCGAGCAAACGUGUAUGUUGUUGUGCAGAUUAAAUAUCUCACAUUAAUGUUGUUAAUAUCUUGUUAAUUCUCGUAAAUAAAUUGUUGUUUCUUGUUUCAUGUCAGUGCAUAAUUUAAGGUUAUAAUGAUUUUAAAACUAAUAAUAGCUUCUAUAUUAAUAUGGAAAGCAGGUUCCCAGAAAUAUCAAUCAAAUAAUGGCUUUGAACGAUUUAUUCUAUCAAAUAUUCCGCAAUUUAACAUAGGUCCGUAUGGCGGUAGCUCAUAUUCGCCACGCUUUUCUCAGAAUACGGAUCAAUCAUAUUUAAAUAAUGGACUGGGAGAAAGAUUAUCAGAUUACCAAUCCAACGCACGGACUCAACCACCAAUUCAGAAAAAUAAAUUGCAAUCACAACAGACCGUUUUUCAACCUAGUGUUCAACAACAAAAGCAAACACAAAUUCAAUCUAACAAAAAAAUUGUAGCCAUCCCGUUACAAUUGCAACAACCACAAAAUUUACAAUUACAACUGCAACAACAGAACACACAAACACAACUGGAAAUAGACCAACAAGCCGUGCAACAACAAUCAAACCUACAGCAACAGUCAAAUUAUUACCAACAAAACCAGCAACAACAGCAUAAAAAUUUCCAACAAAAUGUACAACCACAGUACCAACAGAAUUUAAAGCCACAGCAACAGAAUUAUCUCCAAAAUCAGCAAAACCAACAACAGGUUUAUCCACAAAACAAACAACAGAUUUAUCCCCAAAACCAACAACAGAUUUAUCCCCAAAACCAACAACAGAUUUAUCCCCAAAACCAACAACAGAUUUAUCCCCAAAACCAACAACAGAUUUAUCCCCAAAACCAACAACAAAUUUAUCCCCAAAAUCAGCAAACCCAACAACAGCUGCCUCAAGUUCUACAAUCUCAAGUUUACGGAUCAAAUAAUCAAAAUUAUUAUUCGGGACAAACGAAUACGCAAUCAAUAAACACCGAUCUAACAUCGAAAUUUGGCAAUGACAAUACCGGAAAAACAAGCCAAAAUGCAAAUUACAACAACGAAACCCUGGCUAUAACUAAAUUUGGUCUGAAAUUGUUUAAGGCCGUAAUUAGCCAGGGAAAUAGUGUGAUAUCACCGUAUUCAGUCGCAUUACUUUUAGCACUUGUACAACAAGGUUCGUCAGGGUACACGCAACAAGAAAUCACCACGGCUCUACAAUUGACUCCAGAUGCAUCACAAACAUUGUUUAAAGGACUUACAGCUUUUAUGAAGAAACGUGGGUCUCGCAACAUUCUGAAGAUUGCAAGCAACAUUUAUGUAGCAAAUGGCUUUAUACUUGAUAAGAAGUUCAAAUCAAAUGCUAUCAAUGCUUUCGGCAGUGACGUCACCAGUGCGAACUUCAACGAUCCUUACGGAACCUCGGCAAGGAUAAACAAUUGGGUGUCUGAAAAAACGAGUCACAAGAUUACAAAUCUCUUGACACCAGAGUCGAUUACGCCGGAGAGUUUAAUGGUACUGGUGAAUGCUGUAUACUUCAAAGGCAGUUGGGAUAUAAAGUUCAGACCAGAGAUGACACAGGACAGUAUCUUCACCCUAAGAGAUGGAUCUCAGAAGUUAGCGAAAUUUAUGCACGCGACAAGAAUGGUCAGAACAGACGUCGAUCCUGUACUAAAGUCACAAAUAUUGAUACUUCCAUUCGAGGGCAGUGAAUACUCCAUGAUGUUUAUACUUCCACUGAAGGGAAACGAUGUCAAUAACGUACUUCUAUCAUUGACGGAGCCACAACUCUACUCAUACCAGAACCUUGGACCUAAGGAAGUUAAAAUUAAAAUCCCCAAGUUUAGUGUCAAACAAGACAGUGACGUACAAACGGUUUUAAGUGCGCUUGGUCUUUGGACAAUGUUUAGUAAUGAAGCAGAACUGAGUGGGAUUGGUCAAAAGAAUGGAAUAUCACCGCGUAUCUCAACUGGUGUACACAGCGCGCUUCUAUCUAUUGACGAGAACGGAGGUUCUGCUACCGCUGCCACUUCUCUAUCUGUAGUUGCUCUUUCCUACGACGAUCCUUCAACAUCUUUUACCGCCGACCGACCCUUCCUCGCAAUACUCUGGGAUAAUAAACUUACCACACCCCUCUUUAUGGCCAAAGUAGAAGAUCCGGAAUCAUAAUUAUUAGUCAUUUUUAUAUUUUAGUGUAAGAAUUUUGAAGUGAGGUAAUUA
Molecule: messenger RNA, 2223 nt
Organism: Papilio machaon (common yellow swallowtail)
Lineage: Eukaryota; Metazoa; Arthropoda; Insecta; Lepidoptera; Papilionidae
Gene: serpin-12
Product: leukocyte elastase inhibitor-like
Exons: 7
Coding region: 148-2172 (674 amino acids)
Biological process (GO): negative regulation of endopeptidase activity
Molecular function (GO): serine-type endopeptidase inhibitor activity
Source: RefSeq, a predicted model, not a curated record